Physella acuta is the source of this 1314-nucleotide messenger RNA. RefSeq lists its product as uncharacterized. NCBI's taxonomy places the organism in Eukaryota, Metazoa, Mollusca, Gastropoda, Physidae. The record is from RefSeq and is a predicted model, not a curated record.
GCAGUGCGAACGAGGGGGCGGGGUUACAAAUACUAACUGUGACACGAUUUUGUUUGGGCCCUGUUGUAUAUACGUGAACCUGUUUAACAUGAGAGCUCUGGCCGAGUUUGAUGCCGAUGAGACUACCUGUGUCAAGAAAACUCUGAUCACGGCUGACUUCCCCUCACCUGGGCUACAUUUUACCUGGUUCAGAAUCAUCAUGAAAACAAACGUUACUUUUAAAGACGUAGUAAUUAGCAUGGUCAAUGUGUCGGGAGGGUCAGAAGACUUUGAAAACUUCCGCGUCCAAUUGGUCAGCAGUACCACAGCAGACGUCAGCUGCCUCGCCAUCCACACACACAUCACCAGACUGUUGCUUAGGAGCACCCAGCCUCUUGAUGUCUGCUCUAUUUACUUUGCUUCAGGUCACAAUAUAAAUUUCCGCGAGACCAGGACGAUACAAGGCACCGAGUUAUCGAAUAACGUCUUCGACGACCUAUCGCGAACGUGCGAUACCUUAACGACAGCGAAAAAAUUCGACGUUACCCUGGACUCAGUCUAUGAAAUUUUAUCUUUGUCGGUAACAUCAAGUAACGUUCAGACGAUCAUUUGGAUGUAUGACAAAGAUGGCACCCUCGUUAGGAAAGUAACCAACGUGAAAAGCGCGGAAUAUAUUAAUAUGUAUGAUAGUAGCAGUACCAGCAUUAAAAAAUUAACGGUCCAAAUUACGAGAACUUUAAACAACGCCGAAGCAACGUUGUGUCAUCUUGCUCUGUCCGGAGAAUGUUCCCCUCCUCGUUACGGAAAAUUUUGUGAAAAUGUUUGCAGACGUCAGUGCUACCAGCGCCGUUGCUAUUCGGACGGUCACUGUGUUCAUUGUCCAGCGGGUAGAACCGGCCAGCACUGUGAGACAGUUGACGAGAGUAGUUAUCUUCUGGACACCUCAACCGAUUUAGACCAGCCGACCAACACCAGACCGACCUCGGCAGACACCUUUCAACAAUUGGUGUCUGAGAACUUUGACCUCCUGGCCGUGCUGACGUUGGUCCUAGGGGUGUUGCUGUGUGUUAUCGUCAUCAUCAUCGUCAUCUGCUUGUACCCGGCGCACAUCGUAGAGGUCAUAGGUAACGACCAACUAGAGGAAUAUAUGAGACUACGGGAAGCCGACGAAGAGGACGACACCACCGACAGCAACUCAUCAAACUUCGGCUCAGAGAGCGGAUUCACUGGCGCUACCUCCCUCAGCCAGUUCACCCUCCAGUCCAACUUCACCGAGGCUACCUCCAUCUCUAGCCUCUCCUCCAUCAGAAUGAUGUAAAUAAAAGACGCGAUUUG